Molecule: messenger RNA, 1207 nt
Organism: Rhopilema esculentum
Lineage: Eukaryota; Metazoa; Cnidaria; Scyphozoa; Rhizostomeae; Rhizostomatidae
Source: RefSeq, a predicted model, not a curated record
GAAAGGUUUUGGAGAAAGAUUCAUUCAUAGAGUGGGAGAGGUGUGAUAAAAGUUUCAAAAACCUUUUUGCAACUUCCAAGGGUACGAUUGAGGAUGAUGGCAAUGGGUUUUUACAGGUUGAUUUUGCAAACAGACUUGUUGGUGGAGGCGUUAUAGGCGAGGGUUGUGUGCAAGAGGAAAUACGUUUUUUGAUUUGCCCAGAGCUGAUUCUCUCCCGACUGUUUGUUGAAAGACUUGAUCCAAACGAAACCUUGCUCGUGAGAGGUGCUGAACGCUUUAGCGAUUACACUGGGUAUGCACAGACGUACACAUUCCGGAAUGACUACAUCGACCUCACGCCGCGAGACAGAUGGGGGCGCCUUUACACCGAAGUCGUUGCAAUGGAUGCACAUGUCUUUCAUACUUACUCGCAGCAAUUCGCUCAGUCAAUGCUAAAGAGAGAGUUGAACAAAGCACAUUGCGCUUUUCAGAGUAUUGAUAAUUUGGAUUUUCUCCCAGCUGUUGCAACUGGCAACUGGGGCUGUGGAGCCUUUGGAGGGGAUGCAAGAUUAAAAGCAUUAAUUCAAUUGAUAGCAGCAGCUGUAUCAUCCAGAGAUCUCAUAUAUUUCACGUUUGGUGACACCAAACUCUGCGAGGAUUUGAGGGGUUUUCAUUCGCUGUUGUUGGAGCAUAGAGUGUUUGUUUCGAACUUAUGGAGAAUGCUUCUGAGGUAUGAAAGGGAGUUAAAGCGAAGAGACACUCAUAUUGAAUUAUACCCCUACCUGAAAAACCUGCUGGAAAAUCCAGAUUGUGGCAAGAAAGAAGCGGACGGUGCCGCAGAUAUUUCAGAAAACGCUGUGCAGGACGAUUUAGAAGCAGACACAUUAGUCCUUCCUGGUGAAGGUGGUAGCGAUGUUUCUCCAGAUUACAGGAACGAAACUCCUUAAGUUGCGUAAGACCACUUGUAAAUGUUUGUUUUUCGGCGUCCACGCUAUAAGUAAAUUUUGUUUAUGUAUGUAACCAUUGUAAAAAAACUUAUGUUCAAAUUUUAUUCGCUUCUACGCUGCAGCCUGGAACUCUAAUGAUUUACUGGCCAACAAAGUUUUAUAUUGGCUAUACUUUCGAUGCCCUUUGGUGCUUCGAGUCGUUGAUAUCCCGUGUAUGAGAAGCCCGUGUUCAGUUUCGUUUAUAAUGGUUGACAUAUAAAUUAUAUGCGAGCAAGACAUAA